AUGCCUGUUCUUCGGUCGGCCACCGCCGGCUCAGGCGAGGCCCCCAAGCAGUUCACCCAGCCCUCCAGAAAAGGCAAAAAGGCAUGGAGGAAGAACGUCGACGUGACAGAGGUCGAGGAGGGCCUGCGAGAGCUCAACAAUGAAAUCAUUCGAGGCGGCGUCAUCCGAGAAAAGGCUUCCGAGGAUAUCUUCACCAUCGACACGGCAGGCGACUCCAAGAUCCCCCAAAAGUUCCCCAAGCACGUCAAGAAGGGCCUCAAGGCCGACGAGAUCAUCAACAAGCGCUCCGCCGUGCCCGCCGUCUCCAUGCGCAAGCGCCCCGGCGACAAGACGACCGACGGGCUCGUGUCCGCCAAGCGCCAGAAGACCGACUGGGUUUCGCACAAGGACCUCGCCCGGCUGAAGAAGGUGGCCGACGGACACCACGAGGACACAAUCGCCGUCAAGGACGCCUCGUUCGACCUCUGGGACGCCCCCGCCGAGCAGCCGGCGGCGGUCAAGGCCCCGACGGAUUUCCUGCCCGAGAAGACGGAGCCCAAGGUCCCCAAGACCAUGAAGCAGCAGCCGCUAUCCCUUCUCGCCAACGGAAAACAAAUCCCUGCCGUCCCCAAACCCACCGGAGGAUACAGCUACAACCCUUCCUUCCCUGAGUACGAGUCCCGACUGGCUGAGGAGAGCGCCAAGGCCAUCGAGGCCGAGCAGAAGCGCCUCGCGGCCGAAGCCGCCGAGGCCGCCAAGCUCGAGGCCGCCGCGCGAUCAGCAGCCGAGGCAGAGGCUGCCGAGCAGCGCGCCAACAUGUCCGAGUGGGAAGAGGACUCGGAGUGGGAGGGCUUCCAGUCGGGCGUCGAGGACGAGCGGCCGAGCGCCAAGCAGCCCAAGCGCAAGACGCAGGCCCAGCGGAACCGCAUCAAGCGCCGCAAGGAGGAGGAGCAGCUCGCGCGGCACAAGGCCGAGAUGAAGGCCCGCCGCGCGCAGGAGCAGCGCAUCAAGGAGAUUGCCGCCGAGGUGGCCGAGAAGGAGAAGCAAAAGGCGCUCAUGCUGGCGCAGCAGGCCGCCGAGCAGCAGGAGGAGGACGACGACGGCGAGAUCAAGGAGGAGAAGCUGCGCAGGAGGCAGCUGGGCAAGUAUAAGCUGCCCGAGAAGGAUCUCGAGCUGGUCCUGCCCGACGAGCUGCAGGAGUCGCUGCGGCUGCUCAAGCCCGAGGGCAACCUGCUCAAGGACCGGUACAGGAGCAUGCUGCUUAGGGGCAAGGUCGAGAUCCGGAGACACAUUCCCUUCAAGAAGCAGGCCAAGACAAAGGUUACCGAGAAGUGGACGCACAAGGAUUUUGUUCUGUAG
Messenger RNA from Trichoderma citrinoviride, 1338 nucleotides. RefSeq names its product P60-like protein. The transcript is spliced from 2 exons. NCBI's taxonomy places the organism in Eukaryota, Fungi, Ascomycota, Sordariomycetes, Hypocreales, Hypocreaceae. The coding region runs from base 1 to 1338 and encodes 445 amino acids. Gene Ontology annotation, molecular function: 5S rRNA binding. The record is from RefSeq and is a predicted model, not a curated record. Gene Ontology annotation, biological process: rRNA processing; ribosomal large subunit assembly. Gene Ontology annotation, cellular component: nucleolus.